CCCAUUCUUUGUCUCCUCCCCGUAGAGCAUUAAACCCACUGGCGCCUCCCUCCAACACACACUCCAAUUCCAAACUUGAGAGAGAACAGAGAAGUGAGUCGACUUAUCAGUCAGUUAGUCUAUUCACUAUGGAUGUUACAGUUUCAAACCACAAACAAAUGGAUUAUAACUAUGAUGAUAUGGAAUCGAAGCACGGGAAAAUGGUACCUUGCCAAGAAGACCGUUUUGAUAGCGGUCUGGAUUCUCUAAAAGAGGAUGAAUAUGGUAACCUUGUGAAGGAGCUGGAGGAAUUGAGCGUGGCCAAUGUCGAAGUCUUGGCAAACGCCUGCAGUAAUGAACCCUGGAGGAAAACAGUGACCGAGGACGGCGACACGUUUCUCCACCUGGCCAUUAUUCAUGAAGCCACAGAACAAGCCGAGCAUAUGAUCAAACUGUCACACAAUGAUAAUAUAUUACUGGACGCACAAAACAAUCAGAGACAGACUGCGCUCCACCUGGCAGUAAUCACAGAACAGCCCCAUCUUGUAGAGAGGCUACUGAAGGCUGGGUGUGACCCGCGGUUAGUAGACGACAGUGGGAACACCGCCCUCCACAUCGCCUGUAAGAAGGGCUCUCUCACCUCCUUCAGUGUGAUCACCCAAAACUGCCUCCGCCACCUCAGUUACAUCCUCACCUUCCCCAACUACAGCGGACACAACUGCCUCCACCUUGCCUCCAUUAAUGGAUACCUCUCCAUGGUGGAGAGUCUGGUUCAGCUUGGUGCCGACAUCAAUGCACAGGAACAAUGUAGCGGUCGUACAGCGCUCCACCUGGCUGUAGACCUCCAGAACCUGUCCCUGGUCCACCGGCUUCUCUCCCUGGGGGCAGACGUCAACAGUGUGACAUACGGGGGCUACACGCCGUACCACCUGACCUACGGGCGUCAGAACACUGAGAUCUGCCACCAGCUGUAUGAGAAGACAGACCAGGAGCUCAGAGAGCUGCCUGAGAGUGAAUCAGAAGAGAGCGAGGAGGAAUGCAUGUCUGAUGAUGAACAGAUGUACGAUGACAUUACAUUCGGACAGAAUUGAAGUGGUCACAUCACAUGGUGACGUGAAGUAAAGUCGAUGAAGCUGCUACGGGCCAGUCCAGUCAAAGCACAGUGGGAACUCCAGGUCCCAGAAGCCUUCGGGAGAGCCGCCUAGAGCCGGCAGACAGAAAAGGCGACAGAGAGACAAGACUGAAGAUGCCGUUCGGUCGGGAUGGAAGUCUGGUGUUCUGUGAAGAUCAAAUGCACCGGAACACAUAAUAUUUCCCCUGACCUCAGAGAAUUAUCCUAUUUUCAUGUAUAUAUCAGUAAUAUAUUGUAAAUACACAGAGAUAUUUUUAUACUUGUGAAUGUUUUUAUUAAAUGUGAGUGAAACACUUGAAAAUAAUGAAUAAAAUAUGCAUCUAUAAAUGGA
Molecule: messenger RNA, 1442 nt
Organism: Oncorhynchus gorbuscha (pink salmon)
Lineage: Eukaryota; Metazoa; Chordata; Actinopteri; Salmoniformes; Salmonidae
Product: NF-kappa-B inhibitor alpha-like
Exons: 5
Coding region: 129-1070 (313 amino acids)
Molecular function (GO): protein binding
Source: RefSeq, a predicted model, not a curated record